GGCCCGGGAAAUCGAAACUACAGGACCAGUGCUGGCUGAUGGCCACGACGGAGUGUUUCUCCUGCCAGUCAGGAACUUCCUGCAGGUUCUGAUUGGUCAGAAAGUCUGUGUAUGCAUGUGGUGAAGGCGGCCCCCAUGAGAGUCCAGCAGCCUGACCUCACCCGGUGCAUCUGAGAGGUUCGUCCUGCAUGGCACCCACGUUUUACCACUCGUGGCCUGAGUUCGUGGACAUGAAGGAGGAGAAGGAGGCGUGCUGGGGCCGGCGGGUGCCGCUGUGGUUAGUGCUGGCCUUGCUGCUGGUGGCCAUCUCUCUGGCCGUGGCUGUGGGCAUCUUGGACAACAAGGCCAACAGCAAGGCCUGCCUGGAAGGGCUGAAAGCAGAGCAGCAGUGUCGCAAUGCCACCAGCCUCCUGGAGCACCAGCUCAGCGGGAUCCAGCACAGGCUGCUAUCCUCGGAGAACCAGGCCAGCACCUGUAACCACACUGUGGUGAAGUUGACCAAAUCCUUGGAAAUGGCGAAGGCCGAAACCCUGAGCCAGCAAACGCGGAUACAGGAGCUUCAAAGAGAGACUGAGGUAUGGAAGAAGAAGCUACAAGAUGCUCUGAUGGAGGUGGAACAACUAAGGGGACAGGCUAGCGCCCACUCGACCAGGUCCAGAGCGUCGGCCCAAGUCGUGGAGAAGUUUGCGCUGCUGGGUCUGUGCUGGGUGGCAGUGACACUGUACUUCUGAGACCCGGGGGCUGCAGCCUUAACACCUGGCCGGCUCCAACGUUGCCUGGAAGUGAUGCGGCUGGAGGCGACCUCAGGGGCAGAAAGGGCACAAGCGGCAGGGAGGGAGGGUAAAGGGAGGGGGGGGUUCUGCGGAGGAGUCAUGAAGUAGUCUGGGAUGGGCGAUGUGGGAGCCAGAGGGGACAGGAUACUGCCUCCCCACCCCCACCCCAGAGCUGGAGUGAGUUCCGGGCUUGGACGGGGUAGGGGGCCGGGCACCCACUCUCUACCAUCAUGGUGUUUGAGGGGGUCACUUUGCUCUGGAAUCUUCCAGCUUUAACAAAUAAAGGCCUUACUCUC
Messenger RNA from Ochotona curzoniae (black-lipped pika), 1069 nucleotides. RefSeq names its product bone marrow stromal cell antigen 2 (gene BST2). Gene Ontology annotation, cellular component: cell surface; Golgi apparatus. Gene Ontology annotation, biological process: defense response to virus; innate immune response. The record is from RefSeq and is a predicted model, not a curated record. NCBI's taxonomy places the organism in Eukaryota, Metazoa, Chordata, Mammalia, Lagomorpha, Ochotonidae. The transcript is spliced from 5 exons. Gene Ontology annotation, molecular function: metalloendopeptidase inhibitor activity. The coding region runs from base 189 to 731 and encodes 180 amino acids.